CUUUACAAGGUUCUGGUUUCAGUAAAUAAGACAAACAAAAAAAAAAAAGCAACAAUAAGAAGUCAAAAACACCUUUUCAUGCUACAGAGAAACUGGGACACUCAAAAUCCUCCAACUUGAAGACUUUCAAGUCAGUGUACAGUAUUGUGUGUGUGUGUGUGUGUGUGUGUGUGUGUGUGUGUGUGUGUGUGUGUGUGUGUGUGUGUGUGAAUAUGUGCAUGGGAAAUACCCACCCCUAUGUAAUAGUGUGAAAAUUUUAAGCUGUAAAUUACAUUUAUACACCCCUGUGUAAAAAGCCAGACAAGAGGAUUGUGUGUGUGUGUGUGUGUGUGUGUGUGUGUGUGUGUGUGUGUGUGUGUGUGUGUGUGUGUGUGUGUGUAUUGUCCUUGGACAUGCUUUUUUCCCACCCAGCGAACCCUGGGAGUGGUGGGUGGGUUUGUCUGCGGCAGGCAUAGAUGACACAAGUUUUCCCACCGUCCAUCGUCCUCCCUGUCCGACUUCCCGAGUCACAGCCUGGUUUUUUUUCACAUGUUGACUUCACAUCUGCUGAAAGUUUCUCCUUCCUCCUACCACCAGAAAGCUGAAGAGAAGUGAAAGACAGCAUGAUUUCUAUAAGACUAUGGCCCACAGUGAGGAGGACCUCAUUGGGAUCCCCUUUCCGAAUCACAGCAGUGACGUCCUGUGCAGUCUGAACGAGCAGCGGCGUGCUGGCUUCCUGUGUGAUGUGGUCCUGGUGGUGAAGGACCAGGAGUACCACACACACCGCUCUGUGCUGGCGGCAUGCAGUCAGUACUUCAAAAAACUCUUCACCGUGGCCACGGGCAAUGGUGACCCCAGCCAUCAUGGUGUUUACGAGCUGGACUUUGUAGCACCCGAAUCGCUGACAGCCAUUUUGGAGUUUGCGUACACGUCGACGCUGACGGUGACACCUUCCAACGUGAAGGAGAUCCUGGGGGCAGCGCGGCUUUUGGAGAUCCCAUGUAUCAUUAACGUAUGCUUGGAGAUCAUGGACACUGGAGGAGGGGGCGGUACUGGUGGCAGAGAAGGAGAUGAAGAAGAGGAUGAGGAAGAAGAUGAGGAAGAGGAGGAAGAUGAGGAAGAAGAGGAAAUGGCGGAAGAGGCAGAGAUCGACUCAAAAGAUGGCGAAGUUGCAGAACGAGACGAGGACAACCUCAGUGAGAGAUCGCUUCAAGCCGACGUUUCUGAAAACCAGCAGAACCGAAUCACUGGCACAGAGCGAGGAGCAGACAGCCCCGCAUGCAGCUCACAACAAAAAGUACACGCAGAAAGAGAGUCAAACUCUCAAAAAUGUCAGUCACGUACUCCAGAAAAACCCAGAGAACAAGAAGGAUUGGAAGGCAAAGCACUGAAAGACUUUUCUAUCGAGUCCCUGUUGCAGGAAGGGCUGUACCAAAAGAUGCCAGGAUUGGAGAGGGGAUCAGGCUUCACCUCUCUUCUUCCUGGAUUCUAUCCUCCAAUUUGGGCUGCAGAGUUUCCAGGCUUCCCACAACUCCUGGAUCCCCAAUGCCCACCUCACCCUUACCCAACUGCUUCAUUGGACAAUGGGCCUUUGGAUCUCGCCAUCAAGAAGGAAGUCAUCAAAGAGGAACUAAAAGAUGAUCUUCCCAGUGCUCUGCUCCACAGAGAAUUCCUCAAAGACUUUGUAAGUCCAAGUGUCGGGGCAGCUCCUGAGCCCUCUCUUGGCCAGAUUAAGGAUGAAGCAGAUCUGCGAAAUUACUUGAGUUUUCUCUCAGCAUCCCACCUAGGGUCACUGUUUCCACCAUGGCAGCUUGAGGAAGAGAGGAAGCUGAAGCCCAAAGCGUCACAGCAGUGUCCCAUCUGUAACAAGGUCAUCCAGGGUGCAGGCAAACUACCUCGGCACAUGAGGACGCACACAGGCGAGAAGCCCUACAUGUGUACCAUCUGCGAGGUUCGCUUCACAAGGCAAGACAAGUUAAAGAUCCAUAUGCGCAAGCACACCGGCGAGCGACCCUACAUGUGCCUGCACUGCAACUCCAAAUUCGUGCACAACUAUGACCUAAAGAACCACCUGCGUAUCCAUACAGGCGUACGGCCCUACCAGUGUGAGCACUGCUACAAAAGCUUUACCCGCUCUGACCACCUGCACCGGCACAUCAAGCGCCAGAGCUGCCGCGUGUCACGGCCACGCCGGGGCCGCAAACCCUCCUCCUCAUGGCGCUCCUCGUCUGGCUACUUCUACCCUCCAGAUGCCCAUCCACUACAAGGAGACCAAACAUUGCGCUUGCCAUCCCUUGGGGCACCAGUGCCUCCUCAACUGCCCCCUGAAAGACGGCAGGAUUUAGACAGUGGAAGCAUCAGAGAGAAUCUGACUGACAGGAAGCUCAUCUCAGAGGAUGUGGACAGGAAGAGGGGGGUGUUCGCUUUUGCCCUGGCAAGGGAGGACGUUCUACCACACCCAGCAUUUUACCCCCCGACCCCUGAUCCCUGGACCGUGAGACUUGAACGAGCGCCACCCGUUCCUGAAGCCGCAAACUGACCGCUCAAAAAAAAAAGUUUUUCGUCAUGCACAACUCUUUUGGGUAUUUUUUCAUAAUGUGACUGGGAAGAAUAAACUAGCUCAAGUUUGGAACUUUUCCCACAACGGGUGUGCGUUUGAGCAGCGUUCCUGACACUUUGUAAAUCAUAUUGGCAAAUUUCUGAUUUUUAACAGAUGUCUUUUUGUUGUUUUAUCGUCAGCUUUCUAAUGUGAUGCCAGGGAUUUAAAAGCAUAAAAAAAAAAUGUUCAAAUCUUGGAAAUGUAUUUGUAUUUAUGAUUCUUCUGGUGGUUUUAUGCUUCUGUAUUUGCUAACAAGGGUAAAUUAAAAGUGGGACUAAAACCUACCCACAGACUGUUAAGUGCAAUUCAUUUUUAUUUAUUUCUUUUUUUUUCACUCCAAAGUUCCACAGGUAAGUCAGGUAUCUCAAAGGGAAAUAGAACUUCCACAACCUCUGUUUAAAAUAAGCUACAAAAUACAGGAUUAUCAGCACAUCUGGAAAGUUACUCUCAUCUACGUUAGCUAGGAUUACAUAUACCACUAUGCAAAGAUCACACAAAUAAAUAUUUAGCUUUUAGAAAUUUUAUCAAGACAUUUACACCAAAAAAACAACAAACAGGAACAAUUCAGUUUUCAUGAAAAAAAAAAGGAAGCAAUAUGACAGGAAUUGCAUUAUACGUAUUUAAAAAGUCUACAAUAAUUUUUAUCACAAAAAACCAGUGCAAAAAAAUUUGAAUUUUUUUAAUUUUAUUUGGAUUUACCUUUAGACUUUACUUACAAACACAACUAGUUCACCCUUGAUUAUUGUCCAAUGCUUCGUAUGCACUAUUGUACAUAUUUUAUAUAUGUUUUAUAUAAUCUUAUGGUGAAGUUGCUCCUUGUUGUAAAGUAUUUCGACUUUUAAAACAUCGAAAAAAACACCCAAAGACGUGUUGUAUGCGAACAAACUUUCAAAGUCUUUUUUAAAAAAUCCCUGUUUGAAAUCACUUUCAUUCUCUUUCAGUGGCUUCACUAAAAUUUUCAAUCCUUUUUCUUGUUUUUUUUUUCCCUAGCUCUAAGUUGGCAGUUAAAAAAGUGUCUUGCAGGUGCUUGUCAUGUACAGAAAUGAGAAACAGGGACUGUGUCCAUCAUUUUUAAAGAAUCUUGUUCCUCUUUUUAGCUCAAUGACUAUUGUAAGUCGACGGUGUUUUGAAUUGCUAUGGAGAAAAUAUUUUCAAGCUAUUUAUGCAUAUUUAAAUAAGCCUUGGCUAUAUUUUGCUAAGAUGUUUUUUUUUUUUUUUUUUUUUUUAUAAAGACACUAAAAUGUCCAUGUCCUUGUUUGUGUGUGCAAAAAAAAAAUCUUUUUUUUUUUUUAUAUAAAAGAAUGUGUGCUUAUGUGAUGUUUACUUUGUUAAUGAUCGCAAUUUAAUACAUUUAAAAUGGAAAAAGUCACUUAAAAAAAAAAACAACCAGUUUCAUUUGAUCACUUCCUAUGUGAAAGUACAGCAAAGUAAAAACAACUUUCAUAACCUUUAUGAGCAAAACAGUAAGCUUUUUCAUUUAAAUCAGAGUUUGUGAUGUGAGAAUGUUAAUGUUCUGGUGUGUGUGUGUAUAUAUAUAUAUAUAUAUA
Silurus meridionalis is the source of this 4125-nucleotide messenger RNA. RefSeq names its product zinc finger and BTB domain-containing protein 7C. The coding region runs from base 620 to 2518 and encodes 632 amino acids. The record is from RefSeq and is a predicted model, not a curated record. Gene Ontology annotation, biological process: regulation of transcription by RNA polymerase II. Lineage: Eukaryota; Metazoa; Chordata; Actinopteri; Siluriformes; Siluridae. The transcript is spliced from 3 exons. Gene Ontology annotation, molecular function: DNA-binding transcription factor activity, RNA polymerase II-specific; protein binding; RNA polymerase II cis-regulatory region sequence-specific DNA binding.